AAAAUUUAUAUUUUGAUUUUUGAAUAUACAUUACAAGUAUAAUUAAUUUCAUAAAGAAAAUUAUUAGCAAAUGACUCAAAUUGAUACACAUAUUUUAUUACAUUUCGCACAGAUAUAACAAAUGUCCAUAUGAUAUUAUUUACCCUAAUAUUUGAUCUUCUCAUAAAAUCACUAAGAAAAUGUCAUAAUUCUUAUGAAAAUUUAAGUUUAAUAAAAAAUUACAAGUAAUUUCAAAUAUCUCUUAGUGCUAUUAUAAUGGUUAGUCUAUCUCACUGCCAUGCUUUAAAAGUACGAAUGCAAGUUUAAAAUGUGUGGUAACACUGCGUUUUUCUUAUUUGACAUUUCAUUUAUAUUCCCUGCUUUGCAUUACUCGACAAUUUUUGGUUAACCGUGAAUUUUGUGAUUUGUGAAAUUUAUUAUUAAAUCCGAAAAAUGACAAACAUUGUGGAAACUUCAGGACAGGACGUUGAAAUGGAGGUGGAACCAUCUAGUGAAAAUGCAGGAGACACGAAAAAAGAUCAAGGUGUCUCAACAAUAUUGGAAAUUCGUGAGCAAAUACGUCAGAUUGAGAGGGCCGUAGCAUCAAAGGAAUCUAGAUUCAUUUUAAGGGUGCUUCGUUCACUUCCCAAUACGCGUAGAAAGCUAAGCGCUGCUAUUUUCCGAAAUAUAGCUCAAUCAAUAUAUCCAGCCGGAACUGAUCGCGAAACUGCAAAUAGUUUGAUUCCGAAUACUCCAGCUGGAGUCAUAGAAACUGAAAUACCGAGAAGUCGUUCAGCCACAAAACCUCCAAUUGCUGAAGUAGAUGCAUACUUUUAUUUACUCUUGUUGGUUAAGCUAAUUGAUGAAGCAGAUAUAAAACGUGCAGUUGUGUGUUCCGAAGCACUAAUGUCCAAAAUUGCUGGGCAAAAUCGUCGCACUUUAGAUUUGAUUGGAGCAAAAUCUUAUUUUUACUACUCGCGAGUUAUUGAGCUUAACAACUGUUUAGAAACCAUAAGAGGAUUUCUUCAUGCUCGUCUGCGGACAGCUACAUUGAGAAAUGAUUUCGAAGGUCAAGCUGUACUAAUUAAUUGCUUACUACGGAAUUAUUUGCAUUAUUCACUUUACGAUCAGGCUGACAAAUUAGUAAAGAAGUCUGUAUUUCCGGUAUCAGCAAGUAACAAUGAAUGGGCACGAUUUUUAUAUUAUUUAGGCCGUAUAAAGGCAGCAAAGCUCGAAUAUAGUGAUGCUCAUAAGCAUUUGGUACAAGCGUUGAGAAAAGCUCCACAAAACGCGGCCGUUGGAUUUAGGCAAACCGUGCAAAAGUUGAUUAUAGUUGUCGAAUUGCUAUUGGGAAACAUACCAGAACGACAGAUUUUCCGACAGGCGGCAUUGCGUAAAUCUUUGGCACCGUAUUUUCAGCUUACACAAGCUGUACGUCUAGGUAAUCUCCAGCGAUUUGGUGAAGUGGUAAAAAACUUUGGACCGAAAUUUCAACAAGAUCAUACUUACACUCUGAUUAUUCGUCUAAGACACAAUGUUAUAAAAACUGCAAUUCGUUCAAUUGGACUUUCUUAUUCACGCAUAUCACCAAACGAUAUUGCAAAACGUUUAAUGCUUGAUUCAGCCGAAGAUGCUGAAUUUAUUGUGUCUAAAGCUAUUCGAGAUGGAGUUAUAGAAGCAACUCUAGAUCCAGAACAAAAUUACAUGAGAAGCAAGGAAAGUACAGAUGUAUAUAGUACACGCGAACCGCAGCUUGCUUUCCAUGAACGUAUCACAUUUUGUCUUGAUUUGCACAACCAAAGUGUAAAAGCUAUGCGCUAUCCACCGAAAUCAUAUGGUAAAGAUCUGGAGAGCGCCGAAGAGCGGCGUGAGCGUGAACAACAGGACUUAGAAUUGGCUAAAGAAAUGGCCGAAGACGAUGAAGAUGGUUUUUAAGAAGUUUGUUUUAAAAAAGUAUAUAAACCGAAAGCGUUGUCGCGCAACAAUUUAAAUAUAAUCCCAAAAUAAUUCUUAUAAAAAAUUGUGUUUCUCUUCCUGAAGUGAAAAAGGUCAGCAUAGACUAUGUAGUUUUUGUAGCGGUGGCAAAUAUGCCUCACAUGGUUUUGAGGAAUGCCAUAAGUUGACAGCCUUGGCCGGAAUUCGGGUUCGCUCCCCACUGUUGGGAGACUAGGUCAAUGUGUUGGGCUCUAAAAAAUUUCUAAUUAAUGUACAUAUAAGAAUUCCAGGAGGUUUUCCUAAUUUCCAGUCUCGAUUAAUAACGAAAACUUCUCAAUCCGUUUCUUUUUGAGUAGUUUUCCUUGCGAACUAAUUACACAAAAUUAUAUAGAUAUUUAAAAGAUAUGCCGCCAGUAAUGGAAAAUGUAAACGAUUUUAUAAAUCAAUGUGAAAAACAACGAAAUAAAUAAAAUUUAUUAAACACAUACAUACUUCUAUAUAUAAUAUUUGCGAUGUUUAUGUACUUCUGGGACAUUAGCAUUUCCUAAAGUAAAACUGGUUGAGAAAAAUUACUCAAUCUUUUUUGACAAAUUUUUAAAUAUAAAUUUGUAUAAAGUAUAAAUUCUAAUUUUUUGAGACGUCAGGCUAGCAAUAGAAAUUCUUGAUGGAAUAAGAGAUAGCUGAAAAGAAAAAAAUUGCGGGGCAGCCAUUUUUUGUAAACAAAAAACUGUCAGGCAGACAUCUUUUGUAAACAAGAAUAUUGUCAGAAAACGCAUUUUUAAAUAUAAGAACUGUCAAACAUAUUUUCGGCAAAAUGAUAAGAUUUAUUGGUAUCUUCUUUGUGCUAUGCACACAAUUUAAUAUGUUUUGCAGUAUGUAUUUUAAGAAAUUUUAAAUUUAAAAAUCUUAUUAUAAAUAAAUAAUAUAUUUCUUACGUUAAUUUAAACAACAUUUUUUUCAAAAGUCCUGGCAAUAUUGUGCGUUCUUUGUUGUCGGUGUGCGGUAACACUGUUUUUACUUGUCGUGAAUGAAAUUGACUAUACAUUUGGUUAUUGUGUUUCAAAGUAAUUUAAUAUAAAGAAACGAUUCUAUAAAUAUUUAAAAAGUGAAAGCAUUAGUAGCAAGGUUAUAUAUGCCGUUUUGCAUUGGCAAAUGUGUUGAAUUUUCUUUUCGUUGUUAUAGCGAGAAGAUAUUACAAAUCUGCACAACGUAAGAAAAGUUUAAAGGAAAAGAAAGAUAAACCAUAAGUAAAGUGACGGCAGCGACGACUAUCAACAGCACAAGCAAAUCAAAAAGAAUAUUGUGCAAAAUAACGAGCUGCAAGGCCCAGUAUAGCUCAACGAGUAACGAGUUGCCACCGUAGAAUCAAGUGCCAAUGUGUGGUGCGACCUUCUGGCCUCGGGCUAUCUUAAGCCAAAUAUUGAAAUUAAAAAAUUGUGCUUAAAGUAUAAAAUCUAGUUUAUUAACAAUAGCAAAAAAUAAUAUUUGGUUGAGUUGGCUGAUCUAAACGCUGUCGGAGGCAGCAUUGCAACAACGCGCCUCUAGAUUAAGUGUAGGAUUGCAGUGUAUUGCAACUACACAAAUAUACAUCAAAAAGACGAAUUUUGUAAGAAAAAGGAGAAAAGAGAACGUUGUAACAGAUUUUCACUUGGUUGAUGCGCGACAGUAAAUGUAUCAGCGGAAAUGAUUUGUAAAAAGGACGUUAUCCAAUGGUUUAAAGAACUCGAGAGUUAUAAAAGGAUCGACACGAUGUGUACUUUGCUUAACAUGUGUUUACCGUUUGAGUUGCGGUUCUUAGGCACAUGCCUGGAAGAGUUGGGCCGGCGAGAUUCGCAAGAGUUACGUGGCAUGGAAUUGAGAGUGAAUAAUCCCCAAGAUUUGGCAUCUGAUAUGGUUGCAUGUCAGAAAGG
Molecule: messenger RNA, 3824 nt
Organism: Bactrocera oleae (olive fruit fly)
Lineage: Eukaryota; Metazoa; Arthropoda; Insecta; Diptera; Tephritidae
Gene: Rpn3
Product: regulatory particle non-ATPase 3
Biological process (GO): ubiquitin-dependent protein catabolic process; regulation of protein catabolic process
Cellular component (GO): proteasome complex; proteasome regulatory particle, lid subcomplex
Molecular function (GO): enzyme regulator activity
Source: RefSeq, a predicted model, not a curated record